Messenger RNA from Mesoplodon densirostris (Blainville's beaked whale), 1088 nucleotides. RefSeq names its product tRNA methyltransferase 10 homolog B-like. Gene Ontology annotation, molecular function: tRNA binding. The coding region runs from base 32 to 982 and encodes 316 amino acids. The transcript is spliced from 3 exons. NCBI's taxonomy places the organism in Eukaryota, Metazoa, Chordata, Mammalia, Artiodactyla, Ziphiidae. Gene Ontology annotation, cellular component: nucleoplasm; nucleus. Gene Ontology annotation, biological process: tRNA N1-guanine methylation. The record is from RefSeq and is a predicted model, not a curated record.
GGUGGCGGGUUCAGGACAGAGGACUAAGCACAUGGACUGGAAGUUAGAAGGGAGCGCUCAGAAAACAGAGUCACACGUGCUGCAGGAGCAAGAAGUCACCCUAGAGGACACAGGUGAAGAUGGCAUCUCUGAAAGCUUCCAGCUUCUACAGAUUGACGUGGAAUGUGAGCAUCGAGAGGAGAUGACCCUGCCUACAAGCAAUGCAGUGUGGCACUCGAAAAAUGUCCAAAGAAAACAGAGACACUGGGAAAAGAUAGUUGCAGCAAAGAAGAGUAAAAGAAAACAAGAGAAAGAAAGAAGAAAAGCCAACCGUGUAGAAAAUUCAGGCAUCUACCCCCAGCACAGCAAACGUUUUCUGAGAUCCUUAACCAAGGAAAGACUUUUGGAAGCUAAACACUCAGGACCAAGACUCUGUAUCGAUUUGAGUAUGACCCACCACAUGUCUAAGAAGGAAUUAAGUAGACUGGCUGGACAGAUCCGAAGGUUGUAUGGUUCAAAUAAAAAAGCUGACAGGCCAUUUUGGAUCUACCUCACUGGAUUCACCACAGACAGUCCCCUGUAUGAAGAGUGUUUGAGGAUGAAUGAUGGAUUUUCUAGUUAUCUGCUAGACAUAACAGAAGAAGACUGCUUUAGUUUAUUUCCUCUGGAAACCCUUGUGUACCUGACUCCUGACUCAGAACAUGCUCUUGAAGAUGUUGAUCUAAACAAAGUUUACAUCCUUGGUGGACUUGUGGACGAAAGCAUUCAGAAGAAGGUGACAUUUCAAAAGGCCCAAGAACACUCUGUCAAGACUGCUCGCUUACCAAUCCAGGAACACAUGGUCAGAUGCCAGAAUGGGAAAAACUAUCAUUCAGAGAUACUGGCCAUCAAUCAAGUGUUUGAUAUCCUGUCCACUUACUUUGAGACUCAAAACUGGCCUGAAGCAUUGAAGAAAGGAGUUUGUUCCAGAAAAGGCUAUACUCUUCAGAACUCAGUGGAAUGAUGGACAGCCUAAGAUUGCAGCUGCAGGAGGUGAAGUUGCUGGAGUUGCCUUGACCAAAGAAAAGAUCAGAGGAUGGUGGUGGUACUCAUUUGCCUUUACUUGACAU